UUCCCCGCGCCGUCCACACUCGAAGUCCAGGGUCCCGGCCCCCAGGCCUGCCUUGUGGGAAUUCUAGGGCCCCGCGCCCAGCUGCUGCUUCCCAGACCACCCAGGCAACCUCAACCGAGACCAUGAACGGGAAACCCCGAGUGGAAGAGGGUUUGUCCUCCCGGCCUCCUGCAGAGGCCGCGGCAGUCGGGUCCAGGAACCACAGCCCCUGCGCCGCCGCAGACCCGAAGCCUUUUCCGCCGUCGGGGGCCCCUCUUCGCGCCAACCCGCCCCGCCCGGGCGGCCCGGCCGGUGCAUUCAAGAUAAGUCCUGGCGAAGACCCGGGAAUUUCGCUGGAUUUACUGGAGAUUGGACCAUCAUUUCUCCAGACUCAGAACUCUGGAGAAGGGGGCGCCCAGCCCCUCCUUGGUCGGACCCAGGGGUCCAGGCCCUGCACCCUUACGGGCUCCAACAAAUUAACCAACCCUUCUUCCCUCUGUCUAACUGUCCCCUCCAGAGCCGGGCUCUGCUGCCAACUCCAACGACAGACUCUCACCCGCCCUCCCCCAGGCUAUUUUGAGAGCACCUGUUCUGGCCUCAGCUCUCAGAUCGCUUCUCUGGUGAAAGAAACAACAGGAUUGCAUCAGGGAGGAGGAGGCUGGCGAGGCUGGGGUCUGAGCAUCUGAACAGGGGUUGAUGAGGUUGAGAUUGGCCCAUUGCCAGGUGGGAGGCUUCCAAGACAGGACACUUGUGUCCCUGCUGAGGACGCUUCGUUCAUGUAGCAGUUGCUGUUUCCCUGAAAAUCAAUGAAUCCCGGUGUCAGACCACUGCCCUCCCCACCCCCACACCUAAAAAUUCAGAUAGGUCACAGAAAUUCCACUUGUGUCACACAAUCUGCAUUAGCGAGCCAAGGAGAUGAUUUUUCAUGCUCCCAGCCCCCUCCUCCCUGAGACCCAGGGGGCCCCACCCCAGCCCCUUCCACCUGGGUCCCAGUUAAUCGGGUCCUCAUCUCCCUCAUCCCCCAGACCCAGGAGGCCAGGCCCCCGACUCAAAGGACCCCCAGAUUGCAUCAUCUGUCCGGGCCGCCCUGGCCACGGUGGAAUCCUAUCUCCCGCCAAGCGGGUCAAAUAUCAUGAGUCAGGCGUGGGGAGGGUGACAGGGCGGGCCUGUCUGGGUAUAAAUUCUGGAGCUUCUGCAUCUCUCCCAAGAGCCUGGGGUGUCCUGUCAGCUGGGGAUCACGAGCAAGAGGACCCAGGCAUUCAGGCCACCGGAGCAGCAACCUGCCAGUCUGCCGUCCUGGACAAGCGGAUCUGGAACUGAUUCUAGAUCCUUCAGCGUCUCCGGCCUCCCACCCCUGCAACCGCCUGAGGACUGAGCCAUUCAUUGAUGGGCUGGGACGAGGCCGGCGCCGGGUUCGAGCACCCAGGACUGUGGUUUCCCAUGCUGGGUGUCCUGCUGCUGGGAGCCUGCCAGGCGUACCCCAUCCCUGACUCCAGCCCCCUCCUCCAAUUUGGCGGCCAAGUCCGGCAGCGGCACCUCUACACAGACGAUAUCCAGGAGACAGAAGCCCACCUGGAGAUCAGGGCGGACGGCACAGUGGUGGGGGCCGCCCGACAGAGCCCUGAGAGUCUCUUGGAGCUGAAAGCCUUAAAGCCAGGGGUCAUUCAAAUCUUGGGAGUCAAGACCUCCAGGUUCCUGUGCCAGAGGCCAGACGGGGCCCUGUAUGGAUCACUCCACUUUGACCCCGAGGCCUGCAGCUUCCGGGAGCUGCUUCUUGAGGAUGGAUACAACGUCUACUGGUCCGAGACCUACGGCCUCCCACUGCACCUGCCUUCCCCCAGUUCGCCAUACCGGGACCUGGGGCCCCGGGGACCAGUCCGCUUCCUGCCGCUGCCAGGCCUGCCCCCAGCACCCCCGGACCCGCCAGGGAUUUUGGCCCCGGAGCCCCCGGAUGUGGGCUCCUCGGACCCUCUGAGCAUGGUGGGGCCUUCGCAGGGCCGAAGUCCCAGCUAUGCUUCCUGAAGCCGCAGGCUGUUUGUUACUGGGUCUCCUCUUUAUUUAUUGAGUUAUUUAUCUUAUUUAUUUUUUUAUUUUUCUUACUUGAGAUAAUAAAGUGUCUUGAGAGAGGA
Messenger RNA from Microcebus murinus (gray mouse lemur), 2108 nucleotides. It is a transcript of the gene FGF21, whose product is annotated as fibroblast growth factor 21. NCBI's taxonomy places the organism in Eukaryota, Metazoa, Chordata, Mammalia, Primates, Cheirogaleidae. Gene Ontology annotation, molecular function: growth factor activity. The record is from RefSeq and is a predicted model, not a curated record.